AUGGAAAACGUCGAAGCUGGCCGGAAUGCUGCUUCGGUGUCUGUUAAACUGCCGGAAUUCUGGAGGACAGAUCCAGAAAUGUGGUUUGCGCUGGCAGAGGCUCAAUUCAUUUUGGCAAACGUAACCAAAGAUGACACCAAGUUCUACCAUAUUGUGGCAAAAGUUGAUCAAACAGUGAUAUGCCAUAUCGCAGAUUUAGUAUCGAAUCCUCCAGCAGACCAGAAAUAUCAGGCGCUAAAAGCACGGCUAACAUCUCGAUUUGCACUAUCCCCGCAGGCACGACUCGAAAAGUUGCUAGGAGCAGCAGAUCUAGGAGACAUGCGUCCUACACAUCUGUUGGCAAAAAUGCAGGAGGUUUCCGCCAGUCUGAAUGUAAACGAGGAGCUACUAAAAAUGCUGUUCUUGAAAAGAAUGCCACCCAACAUUCGCCCUGUUUUGACAAUUAGUGAUGGAUCUCUAGCUAAAAUAGCUGAAAUGGCUGAUAAGUUGGUAGACGAACCUCAAGCAGCGGCUGUUUCAACAUCAUCCUCGUCUAAUGCUAUGGACGAAAUCGACUAUUUAAAAGAGCAGGUGGAAGUUCUUAGUGCUGAAAUACGUCGACUAAAGCUGAAUCCAGUUCCUGGUAGAAGCCGGUCGUCGUCACGGUCCCGAAACUCUAACGUUUUGUGCUGGUACCACCAGAAGUACGGCGAUAAGGCUCAACAUUGUAAGCAGCCUUGCAACUUUCGUUCAAAAAACUAG
Molecule: messenger RNA, 741 nt
Organism: Sabethes cyaneus
Lineage: Eukaryota; Metazoa; Arthropoda; Insecta; Diptera; Culicidae
Exons: 1
Coding region: 1-741 (246 amino acids)
Source: RefSeq, a predicted model, not a curated record